Melospiza georgiana is the source of this 553-nucleotide messenger RNA. Its product is annotated as cytochrome b-c1 complex subunit 7. The record is from RefSeq and is a predicted model, not a curated record. The transcript has 4 exons. Lineage: Eukaryota; Metazoa; Chordata; Aves; Passeriformes; Passerellidae. Gene Ontology annotation, biological process: mitochondrial electron transport, ubiquinol to cytochrome c. The coding region runs from base 58 to 393 and encodes 111 amino acids.
AUUGGCGGGCCCGCCCCCCCGCGCGUACCCAGGAGGCCGCGCGGCGCCGAGGUCAAGAUGGCGGCGAGGGCGCCUGUUGCAGGAGGUGGUCGCCUGUUUGAGAGGCUUUGCAAGUGGUACUAUAAUGCAGCUGGGUUCAACAAAUAUGGGUUAAUGCGGGAUGAUACAUUGUAUGAAGAUGAUGAUGUGAAGGAAGCACUGAAGAGACUUCCAGAGCAGCUGUACAACGAGAGAAUGUUCCGCAUAAAGCGAGCGCUGGACCUAAGCUUGAAACAUCAGAUCCUUCCCAAAGACCAGUGGGUGAAGUAUGAAGAGGAUCACCGUUAUCUUGAACCAUACCUAAAAGAAGUAAUCCGUGAAAGACAAGAAAGGGAAGCAUGGAACAAGAAAUAACUAUUGAACCACUUCAUGCAAAUAUCCAGAUAUUUCUGAUAUUUUAAACAUUAGGUUGUAGAAGUCCAUAGGGAGGCAGUUGUGGGGCUGAGGAAUACUGUUUCAGCUUGUUCAUUGAGUCUGAUUAUCCAACUAAAAUAAACAUGUCAAACUAUAAAAA